AUGCCUAUGCCGGCAUUGCGAAUAGGGAAACGAUGUGGUGCUCUAGCUGCCAUCGUUCGACAUGGAUCAGACGUCAUCCGAAGGACAUUGCAGCAGCUGAAUCUCCCGAUCCCUGCGCAAGAGCCGUGUCAAUCGAUAGAUGGUCGUACAUCUGGCUUUAGUGCGAUGACGGCAAUGGAGGGCACGAUCCCCGCAAAAGCUCGGGGAACCCCGCAAAGCUGGGGUGCCUCGACUCGAGGCACUCGUAUGACAAUCGACACUUGCCAAAGCCAAGCUGCCUCGUUGCCCAUCUAG
This is a messenger RNA of Aspergillus niger, 294 nucleotides long. RefSeq lists its product as hypothetical. NCBI's taxonomy places the organism in Eukaryota, Fungi, Ascomycota, Eurotiomycetes, Eurotiales, Aspergillaceae. The transcript is spliced from 2 exons. The record is from RefSeq and is a predicted model, not a curated record. The coding region runs from base 1 to 294 and encodes 97 amino acids.